AUGGACACUGCUGCUGCUGCCGCCGCCGCCGUUGUUGUUGACCUUAGCUCCGAGGGCAGCAAAUCAAAGCUCCUGAGCAGUCCCAACAGCACUGGGUCCAGCAUCCCACAUCCCAGCAGCACUACACUGAAGCCAAAGCCAGUGCCCAGCUACGCCCUAGUAGUGGCAGCCUCCGCAGCUGCUUGCAGUGAUCAGGAUCAGGUGGGCAGCAGCGUAGAAUCCGUAUCGGCCACGCCACCGCCCACGCCGGCUACCAACACUGGACGCAUGGGAACGCAACGGUGUCCGGGCAACGAUGGAAUUGGAACGGGAACGGGAACGGGAACUGUGGUUGGGGCUGCUGCCGAGCCUGUCAAUGCUGCUGAUGCCCACCCAAUGCCUUUGAACGGAGGCCUCCUGUGCAAGGAGGCAGUCGUAGUGGCGACCUCGGAGCACGGUCAAUCUGGCCCAACAUCAACGUCUUCCGCUAAAGCUUCCACAACGCCAAUGUCUGCCUUGCUUAUACCAGCUGCAACUGCAAAUGCAACGGGAACCAUAUCCACAGAACAACCAGCAGCAGCCGCAGCAACGCCUGCCGGAUCAGCGCCAGGAACACCAAAACCACCAGCAAAAGCCACCACAACGACCACAAGUACAAGCCAUGCACCAUCGGUGGCAACAUCAGCGUCGUCAUCGCUGAACAGCGUCUCCAAUUCGCGUUCGCGUUCCAGCUCGAGUUCCGUGCCGAGCACGGAUCCGCUGCUGCAGUGGCAGGAUAUGCCCCAAUAUUUGCAGUUCAAUCCGUACGUGCUGCGUGGCUACCGUCCCCUGCAAACCUUCAAGGGCUGCCUGCUGAGCCUCUUCUACUGGCACAACGAGACCAUCAACAUACUGACACAUGCCAUACCCAUCAUCUAUAUACUGGCCAUUGUGCCCGGCUUGAUGCCCUGGGACAGUGGCUACAAGUUUCUAUCGUUCUGCCAUGUCUUUGGCUCGGUGGCACCGUGGUGCGGCAGCUUCGUCUACCAUCUGUUCAUGAACAUCGAGAAGGGCGAGAAUGUCUACUAUACACUGCUCAAGCUGGACAUGGUCGGGAUCUGGGUGAGCCAGAGCUUUGGUGCCUUGCCCCUGGUGACGGCCACAACGCUGUGCUUCACGCCUGUCCUCAAGUGGCUAAUCAUCAGCUCCUAUUGCCUGCUCUCGCUGUUUGGCCUGUACAAGGCCCUAACCGCCAGUUCGCCCUGGCAGCGUCGCCUGUGUUUUGCUCUGCCCUUUGGCAUGCGCUCCAUACUGACAUUUCUGCGGAUACGGGGAAUGGUCGGCGGCAGUCAUAUGGCCCUUUCGCAUGUCUAUCUGCAGGUUGAAGUUGAUGGCGUCUCCAUACUGGGCGGUGCGAUUGGUGCCAUGCGUAUACCGGAGAAGUGGUUCCCCGGCGUGGUUGACUUUUAUCUGAAUUCCCACAACAUCAUGCACGUGCUGGUCGUGGUCGCAGUCUACUCGAUGCAUAAGGCCACCAUCAAGGACUUCGAGUGGAUGUCCACACAGACAUGCAAUAGCUUUGAAAAUGUCACCGAGCAGGCGCUCGGCCAUGUGGAGCUAUGACCCGUUUACUGGCUGCUGCUGCUACUGCUGCUGCUGCCGUUGCCAUGGAUGUUGUCCAGGCCACGGGCCAAGCGUUCCCAUGCGAUACGCGCCCUGAUGGCCCUGACCAGGAGACGGAGACGAGCACCGAACGGUGCCGGGUGAAACUGCGCGCCUGCGCACGCUGACUAGAUAGACAUAAAGACAUAGAGACAAAUGCGCUACUUGAGUAUAUACCGUGUAUAAUGUUUGCAGUAACAAUAUACAUAUGUAUGUAUAUUUAGCUAUAGGCCAUACAUCUAUGUACAUAUACUUAUACAUAUAUAUACAACAUAUAUGAACUGUAUAGUACGUAUAGUACAUACUUCGACUGUGGUAUUAAGCAUUAAGGUUAUAUAAAUUACUGAAAUGAGCAAGAAGCUAAUCGAAAAGAACUUUAAAGUGCGAACAGAGUUGAGAUUAACAGAUCGAAUCGCUGAUGGUUGGAUAGUAAUGAAUAUGUAAUGUAAUGUAAUGUAUGUAAUAUGAGUAAUAAUGAUUUGAAUGAUGUUGAUACAUGUGUACCUCAUUGUGCUUAACGACAAAAACAAACAUCUAAUUUUCAAAUAUUGUAUGUAUGUAUAACUUUGUACCUCGUCGAGAAUUCUUACAAUAAGGACAUCACACCUUUAAGCUAACCCCUUCUUCCUAGUUGAUCUUUUUAGAUAUGCAAAUUGUUAAUUUUUGGGCAACCACAACGUGGUAUGUAGUGGUGGUCUCUAUAAGGACUCUCCUCUCUAUUAAUUAAUGCUCCAAUCUGUGCAUAGUUGUGAAAUGGAACCAAACAAAAAAAAAAGAAAAAA
This is a messenger RNA of Drosophila guanche, 2402 nucleotides long. RefSeq names its product ADIPOR-like receptor IZH1. Gene Ontology annotation, cellular component: membrane. The transcript has 7 exons. NCBI's taxonomy places the organism in Eukaryota, Metazoa, Arthropoda, Insecta, Diptera, Drosophilidae. Bases 1 to 1581 code for a protein of 526 amino acids. The record is from RefSeq and is a predicted model, not a curated record. Gene Ontology annotation, molecular function: signaling receptor activity.